Molecule: messenger RNA, 1524 nt
Organism: Miscanthus lutarioriparius
Lineage: Eukaryota; Viridiplantae; Streptophyta; Magnoliopsida; Poales; Poaceae
Source: the annotation of a GenBank genome assembly
AUGGUUUCCGUGGCUUUAUAUGUCCCAUGGAACAACAAAAGGGGAUGUUGGUCAAAGCACAACCUUGGAUCGGUGUUUUUUAGACUGAUCGAAUCGGUGAAACUUGCUAGUAAUGAACGGGGCACAUGCACCGUUUGUGCUAGUGGCCUGGCCUGCAAGGUUGAGCCCUACAGGGCUUGGCUUUCAUCUGAGAGGGCCUAUGGCCUGGGGCCCGUAACCGCAACAGCUUCUAGAAUUGAACCCGAUGCGUGUAUGCAGAUUCUUGGGGUGGCACAUCUGGUUGUGUCGCUGGGAAUUAUGCUCGCCGCCGACAAGUUCCUCAAAAAGGCAUUCGUCGCCGCAGGCAUCAAGUUCCCAAGCGCCCUCUUCGGCAUGUUCUGUGUCUUCUCUGUGCUAGUCGUCUUCGACACAUUCGCGCCUCCUCUCGCGAAGGCGUUCAUGAACUUCUUUGAGCCUGCCACAAUGUUCAUCAAGAGGUGGCUACCCGUGUUCUACGUCCCGACACUGGUCGUGUUUCCGCUCGCCAUCACGGAAAUCCCAGCGGCUUCAGCAUUCAAGAUUUUUGCAAUCACUUUGGGUGGCUGGUUUGCUACCCUCACAGUUGCAGGAUAUUCAGUGUUAGCUGUGAGAAACCUUGUGAAUACAGAGCUUAUUCCAGAUACAGAGCCCGUGAGCAAGCCGUCGCCAUUUUCUACAUCGGAAAUCUGGUCAUGGACUGCUAUAUUGGUUGCAUCAUUUGGUGUUGCAUAUUUCAAUCCCACGGCACUUGGUACCACCGCAAAAACAUGCCUUCCUUUCCUGCUUGCUGCUAAUGUGCUGGGAUACAUGGUUGGUUCUGGGUUACCAGCUGGUGUCAAGAAAGUGUUGCAUCCAGUCAUCUCCUGCGCACUUUCUGCAGAUUUGGCAGCAGCAGCGUAUGGGUACCUCUCCGGCUCUGGAUUUGAUGCUGUGCUAGGUGAUUACCUCACAAAGGCGGCCUCUAAUCCUGGAGCCGGUGACAUACUGAUGGGUUUCCUUGGGUCUGUGAUCAUAUCAUUUGCAUUCUCCAUAUUCAAACAGAGAAAGCUUGUAAAGAGGCACGCAGCAGAGAUUUUCACAUCAGUUGCCAUUGGAGCUACAUUCUCUCUGUACUCAACUGCUAUCAUAGGGCGCCUGGUUGGGCUAGAGCCAUCGUUGACCAUAUCCAUGUUGCCAAGGUGUAUUACUCUGGCGCUGGCUUUGAGCAUAGUAUCUUUCUUUGAAGGAGUAAACUCUUCAGUAACUGCUGUCGUGGUUGUCCUUACCGGGCUCCUCGGUGCGAAUUUUGUGCUAGCAGCAAUGGAGAAAAUUGGUCUGAACGACCCCAUCUCCAGAGGAAUAGCGACAGCUGCCAGUGCUCAAGGACUGGGAACAGCAGCACUGUCAGCCAAGGAACCUGAAGCACUCCCUUUCUGCGCCAUCUCUUAUAGUUUCACGGGAAUUUUUGGCUCGCUGAUUUGCUCGGUUCCAGCAGUCAGGCAAAGCUUGAUAUUCAUAGCUGGUUAA